This is a messenger RNA of Pseudogymnoascus verrucosus, 2646 nucleotides long. RefSeq names its product DEAD-box ATP-dependent RNA helicase (gene DED1). Gene Ontology annotation, molecular function: RNA binding; RNA helicase activity; ATP binding. Bases 432 to 2006 code for a protein of 524 amino acids. Gene Ontology annotation, cellular component: nucleus. The record is from RefSeq and is a predicted model, not a curated record. NCBI's taxonomy places the organism in Eukaryota, Fungi, Ascomycota, Leotiomycetes, Thelebolales, Thelebolaceae. The transcript has 2 exons.
CCCGAACCUCGUCUGCCUUCUCUCUCUCUCCUGAUCUCCUUCGAUCUUCAAACUCUCCUCCUCCAUCAAACAAACCCUACCUCUUACCACUUUAUAUCUCCACAUCAUCUCCUCUCCUCUCUCUCAUCACCCUUCUUCAUUCCUUACGAAAGCCUUUCUUUCACGAGGAAUAUAGUUUGACGAGAUUAAUUAUUGUCCUUUUUUCAACGGCCUCUCUACGUUCGAAGAAAUAGAUUCGUACAGCAACGACUCUCUUUUUUCGUCUUUAGAUUUCUUCUUCGAUCUUUUCGACGCUCUUUAUUAGAUCUCCCCAGCGAUCUUGAAAGAGUACCCAGUACAGGCCGAUUAAUCAACCUCUGCAACAGUUCGCAGACUCAGCAUCUACAGAACCAACGAAACUUCACCUUACAAUCACCUCAAGACCACACAAUAUGGCUGACCAACUCAACAUGAACGGACUCUCCCUGGGAGAGCAGCGCUCUUACAUCCCUCCCCACAUGCGUGGAAAGAUGGGCGGUGCUCCCCCAGCUGGCAUUCCCCAGGUGGAUGGGCCAGGCCCAGCUCCUGCUGCUGCUACCAACGGUGGCGGAAUGGGCGCCAGUGCAUGGGCUCAACCAGCUCCAUCCAACGGCUUUGCCGCUGACGGACCUCGCCCAGGCGGCGACUGGGCUGCUGCCCCUGCCUUUGCCCCCGGCGCACGUGGUGGAGCCCCUCCUGCACGUGGUGGCGGUAGAUGGCAAGACUCCCGCUCCGGCGGUGGUGGCUCAUUCGACCCCAAUGCAUACGGAAACCCUGCUGCCGGCGGUGGUGGCGGCGCUGUCUCCGCCCGCGGAGGUGGUGACGGACAAUGGAGGGAUGGCAAGCACAUUUCUGGCCCAGCCAACCCCCGUGUGGAGCGCGAGCUCUUCGGUAUCGCCGACGACCCAACCAAGCAACAGACUGGUAUCAACUUCGAGAAGUACGAUGAUAUCCCAGUUGAGGCUUCCGGACACGACGUCCCCGAGCCAGUCCUCAAGUUCACCAACCCUCCUUUGGACGACCAUCUCCUCCGCAACAUCGACCUCGCCCACUACAAGGUCCCAACCCCAGUCCAGAAGUACUCCAUCCCAAUUGUCAUGGGUGGUCGCGAUCUGAUGGCUUGUGCCCAAACCGGUUCCGGAAAGACUGGUGGUUUCUUGUUCCCAAUUCUGUCCCAGGCUUUCAUCAACGGUCCCUCCCCAGCCCCAGCAGGUGCGGGUGGCAACUUUGGACGCCAACGCAAGGCUUACCCAACCUCCCUGAUCCUGGCUCCUACCCGUGAGCUGGUUUCUCAGAUUUACGAGGAGUCCCGCAAGUUCGCCUACAGAUCGUGGGUUAGACCAUGUGUCGUCUACGGUGGUGCCGAUAUUGGUUCCCAGCUUCGCCAGAUCGAGCGUGGUUGCGAUCUCCUCGUUGCCACCCCCGGUCGUCUCGUCGAUCUGAUUGAACGUGGCCGUAUCUCCCUGUGCAACAUCAAGUACCUCGUCCUCGAUGAGGCUGAUCGCAUGUUGGACAUGGGUUUCGAGCCCCAAAUUCGCCGCAUUGUCGAGGGCGAGGAUAUGCCCGGUGUCCAGGGCCGCCAGACGCUCAUGUUUUCCGCCACCUUCCCGCGCGACAUCCAGAUGCUCGCCCGUGAUUUCCUGAAGGAUUACGUCUUCCUGUCCGUCGGACGUGUUGGUUCCACCUCUGAGAACAUCACCCAGAAGGUCGAGUACGUCGAGGAUAUGGACAAGCGCUCGGUUCUUUUGGAUAUUCUCCACACCCACGGCGCUGGUCUUACCCUCAUUUUCGUCGAGACGAAGCGCAUGGCCGAUUCGCUGUCGGAUUUCUUGAUCAACCAGAACUUCCCUGCGACCUCCAUUCACGGUGACCGCACUCAGCGCGAGCGUGAGCGUGCCCUGGAGAUGUUCCGUAACGGUCGCUGCCCAAUCUUGGUUGCUACCGCCGUUGCUGCUCGUAAGUAUUUAUCCUUUCAUUCCUUUCCCUAGAAAUCUUCUGUCGACGCCUAUCACAAGAACAGUCUCCAUCACGGAUUGUUCUUGUAACAAUCUCCAUGACGGAUUGUUCUUGUAAUAGUCUCUAUCACGGAUUGUUCUUGUAACAAUCUCCAUGACGGAUUGUUCUUGUGAUAGGCGUUGAAACGCCAUUUCAGCUUCUCAAACAUCUUGAACAAUUCAUUUACUAAACUCUUAUCUCUAGGUGGCUUGGAUAUUCCUAACGUGACCCACGUUGUCAACUACGAUCUCCCAACCGACAUCGACGACUAUGUCCACCGUAUCGGUCGUACUGGUCGUGCUGGUAACACCGGUAUCUCCACCGCCUUCUUCAACCGUGGUAACCGCGGUGUCGUCCGUGAUCUCCUCGAGCUCCUCAAGGAGGCCAACCAGGAGGUCCCCGCCUUCCUCGAGAACAUUGCUCGCGAGGGUGCUGGCUUCGGUGGUAGCUCCCGUGGUGGCCGUACCGGUGGCCGUGGACGUGGAAGCGGUGCCAACCGCGAUUUCCGUAAGCUCGGCGGCAGCGCUGUUCCAUUCUCUGGCGGCUUUGCCGGCGGCGCACCUGCUGCAUACGGUGGUGGCGGUGGUGGCUACAACGCUGCUCCCCAGGCUGCCUAUGGCGGUGGUGGUGGUG